GUGCUGGCCAGAACCCUGCCCGGCAGGCGAGUGUUGCUGCUGGAAUCCCUUACUCUGUGCCUGCCUGGAGCUGCCAGAUGAUCUGUGGGUCAGGCUUGAAAGCGGUAUGUCUGGCUGCUCAGUCCAUACUGACGGGAGACUCCAGCAUCGUGGUUGCAGGAGGCAUGGAAAGUAUGAGCAAGGCUCCUCAUGUCAUUCACAUGCGAGCUGGGGUGAAAAUGGGAGAGGCUUCCUUGCAGGACACUAUAAUCCUUGAUGGUCUUACAGAUGCUUUUUAUCAGUAUCAUAUGGGUAUAACAGCUGAAAAUGUGGCCAAUCAGUGGCAAGUCAGCAGAGGUGAACAAGACCAACUUGCUCUGCAGUCACAAAACAGGGCAGAGGCAGCGCAGAAAGCUGGCUAUUUUACAAAAGAAAUUGUUCCCGUUCUUGUACCUUCUAAAAAAG
Molecule: messenger RNA, 444 nt
Organism: Antrostomus carolinensis (chuck-will's-widow)
Lineage: Eukaryota; Metazoa; Chordata; Aves; Caprimulgiformes; Caprimulgidae
Product: acetyl-CoA acetyltransferase, cytosolic-like
Exons: 3
Molecular function (GO): acyltransferase activity, transferring groups other than amino-acyl groups
Source: RefSeq, a predicted model, not a curated record